Molecule: messenger RNA, 813 nt
Organism: Drosophila subpulchrella
Lineage: Eukaryota; Metazoa; Arthropoda; Insecta; Diptera; Drosophilidae
Product: serine protease grass-like
Exons: 4
Coding region: 1-813 (270 amino acids)
Biological process (GO): proteolysis
Molecular function (GO): serine-type endopeptidase activity
Source: RefSeq, a predicted model, not a curated record
AUGAAGAAAGUAUUAGCGGUAAUUGCAGUCCUGGUCAGCCCAUUCCUUGUGGCUGAAAAAGGAUCUGCCUCCCUGCUCGAUAGCAAUUGCGCUACAUUAAAUCAAAACAAGUUUCUUAGGAAAAUUGCUGGAGGUUCUGAUGCCGGCAGAUUCUCGAAUCCAUGGAUGGUUAGGGUGAUGGUAACGGGAAAACUAAAGUGUGGCGGCUCCCUUAUCACCUCUCGUUUUGUAUUGACGGCAGCGCAUUGCGUUUCUAAUGGAAAUAUGACGGUGCGCUUAGGAGAAUACGACACGCGGAAUCCCAGAAGAGGUAUCGAAGUUAAUGUAGAUAGGAAAAUGUUUCUCCAAAAGUACAAAGAAUCGUACGACGAACAGUAUGACAUAGGCCUACUUCGAAUGGCGAAAGUGGUGCCGUUCUCAGUUCAUAUAAGACCGAUAUGCCUCCCCUUUAAUGUGGAAAUACCAAAUAUUUCACGAUUUAAGGUCAGUGGCUGGGGUAGGCUUCAAAAUGGUACAAUGAGUCACAUUCUGCAGACCGCUACUGUAUAUGCUAAGGAUCGUCAGCAAUGUGCCAAGAAAUUUUUUCGUACGGUUGAUAAAACCCAGAUUUGCGCCGGAAGUAUUGGAAGUGACUCUUGCGAUGGGGAUUCUGGAGGCCCUUUGUUCGCAUAUAUAGAUUACUUUGGACAGGUUCGACCCAUUCAAAUCGGAAUUGUCAGCUAUGGAUUAAUAGACUGUAAAGGUUUAACUGUUUACACAAAUGUGUCGCACUAUAUGAACGAGAUUAUGAAUGUUUUGGUUCGCAACUCAUAA